AUGGAGAAGUCCCCGAAGGUGGGCAACAUGACCAGAGUCCAGGAGUUUGUCUUGCUGGGCUUGUCCACAAGGUUGGACAUAAGGGAUGUCCUAUUUGUCGUCUUCCUGGCCCUCUACCUGCUGACCCUCCUGGAGAACACGCUCAUCAUCUUCCUCAUCUGCCGUCACACCGACCUCCACAAGCCCAUGUACUUCUUCCUGGGCAACAUGAGCUCCCUGGAGAUGUGCUACAUGUCAGUGACCAUGCCCAGCCUGCUUGUGGGGCUGUGGACGGGACCCUUUCACAUCUCCUUCACAGCCUGCAUGACCCAGCUCUUCUUCUUCAUCUCUCUCAUCUGCACGGAGUGCACCCUCCUGGCCUCCAUGGCCUAUGACCGCUAUGUGGCCAUCUGCUGCCCACUCCACUACCCACUGCUCAUGAGGCCCCAGGUCUGCCUGAACUUGGCCAUGGCCUCAUGGAUUGGUGGGUUACUGGUCUCAGUGGCCAAGACAACAUGCAUCGCCAGCCUGUCCUACUGUGGCCCCAAUGUCCUCAACCAAUUUUUCUGUGAUGUCUCCCCUCUGCUCAACCUGUCCUGCACACACGUGGCCCUAACGGAGCUGGUGGACUUCAUCUCUGCCAUCGUCAUCCUCUGGGGUUCCCUCUUGGUGGCCAUAGCCUCCUAUGUGGCCAUUGGGAGGGCGGUGCUCCGCAUGCCUUCAGCUGCCGCCCGCGGCAAGGCCUUCUCCACCUGCGCGUCCCACCUGGUGGUGGUGGGCAUCUUCUACUCAGCGGCCCUCUUCAUCUACUGCCGUCCCAGCCGCAUCGAAGCCAUGGACCUCAACAAGGUUCUCUCCGUCAUCUACACGGUGGCCACGCCCCUAUGCAACCCCGUCAUCUACUGCCUGCAGAACAAGGAGGUCCAGGCAGCGCUGCAGAAAAUGCUCCGCUGGCGCUGA
Messenger RNA from Phacochoerus africanus (Common warthog), 939 nucleotides. RefSeq names its product olfactory receptor 5-like. NCBI's taxonomy places the organism in Eukaryota, Metazoa, Chordata, Mammalia, Artiodactyla, Suidae. Gene Ontology annotation, biological process: G protein-coupled receptor signaling pathway. The coding region runs from base 1 to 939 and encodes 312 amino acids. The record is from RefSeq and is a predicted model, not a curated record. The transcript has a single exon. Gene Ontology annotation, cellular component: membrane. Gene Ontology annotation, molecular function: olfactory receptor activity; G protein-coupled receptor activity.